UUAGUUUAGAGAAGCUGGAGAAAAUGCAACAAGAAGCCCAUCGGCAGCUACAAGAAAAUCGUAUUUGUAACGUUGCAGAAAAACUUUAAAAUAUUCGAUUCGUACUAAAAGUCGUUUACCAUGGCUUAUUUAUUAGUGUUUUCCAUUUGUUUGGCAUUACUGUUAGCUACAAUAUCACUUUAUAGAUAUGGUUGCAUCCAACGCCAGCAUCCGAUAGUUACCUUUUCUGUACUGACAGCAUGGAGCUUUUCAUUCCUUAUUGUGUUUACGAUCCCUCUGGACGUUACUUCGACUGUGUACCGGCAGUGCAUCUUGGAACAUAACACAACGACAAAGUCAUCGCUUGUACAAUCAAACAAUGAGAGUACAUGCCAACGCCCUUGGGGCAUGGUAGAAGAACAGGUGUUCCCGAAUCUCUGGCGCAUCAUUUAUUGGUCUUCGCAGUUUCUGACAUGGUUGAUCAUGCCGUUAAUGCAAUCCUAUCUAAAAGCCGGUGAUUUCACCAUCAAAGGAAAACUUAAAUCUGCUUUAGUUGAUAACGCGAUUUAUUACGGAUCUUAUUUAUUCAUAUGUGGAAUUUUGCUAAUCUAUCUUGCGCUUCAGCCUGGAAUCUCGUUAGACUGGCAAAAGCUUAAAGCCAUAGCUUCUUCCGCGUCGAACACCUGGGGCUUAUUUUUACUUGUAUUACUGCUUGGUUAUGCCCUUGUAGAAGUUCCACGAAGUUUAUGGAACAAUUCGAAACCUGGAUUUACGUUGCAGUAUGCUUAUUUCAAACUUUCCAAAUUAAGUACGGAAAAGGCUGAGGCAGAGGAACACGUAGAUGAUGUUUUGGAAAGUUUACUAUCGGCUAAUCGAGCAGUUCCAUCACGUCACGAACUUCGACCGGCACUAGAAACAAUACUUCGAAAAGUGCCUACUGAAUUAAUGGAGCGAGCCCGUCGAAUCAAUCGCGAUGAUGGUUCUCCUGUAGCUUUGCCAUCGGAGAAAGCACUUAUAAGACUCCAUCGGCAAGUGAUAAAAUCUCUGCAGACAUUCCAACGUACGGAAGCCUUGUGGAACGUCCAAGUCAACAAGGUCCUUCAUCUGGAAGACGUCGCCAAAAAUGCAGUUUCAUUGGAUCAUCGCUUUAAGUUGGAAUUUCCCAAGAAUCGCACUGGACUUUCCAGAGCACUUUACAGUCCAGUACUAGAAUGGUACUGGGAAUGUGUAAUAAAGGCCCCAUUUCUCAAAGCUCUCGCGAUUAUAACAGGUUUUCUUUCAUUCACAGUGGUCUGGAGCGAAUUGACAUUUUUCAAUCGUGAACCGGUGUUAUCCAUCUUUGCAAACGUACUGGAAAUCGCGAAGACCAACUAUGACUUUGUCACGAUUGAGCUAUUCUCAAUGAUGACUCUUUGUUAUCUGUGCUACUGCGCCUAUUCGACGGUUUUCCGAAUUAAAUUUCUCAAUCUCUACUAUCUUGCUGCUCAUCAUCAAACUAACGAGUAUAGCCUAAUAUUUAGUGGUAUGCUACUGUGCCGCUUGACUCCACCUAUGUGUCUGAAUUUUCUUGGAAUGAUUCAUAUGGAUUCACACAUCAUCAAGGAACGUAUUCAGGAAACACAUUAUACACAGAUCAUGGGUCACAUGGAUGUUUUAGGUAUAAUAUCAGAUGGAUUUAAUAUAUAUUUUCCAAUGGUGAUGCUAGCUUUCUGUUUGGCUACUUGGUUUUCGCUUGGCAGCCGAGCCCUCAAUGCACUUGGCUUUCAACAAUUUAUGCUAAAUGAAACUAUUGCUACUGAGCUUGUCCAGGAAGGUAAAGAUUUAAUAGUACGGGAAAAGCGAAAGCGUCAACGCGCAGAAGAUGCAAUCGCUCGCCGACGGGACAAUAUUCUAAGCAAUUUAGGAAGAGAUUAUGGAAACACAGGAAACAGUGGUGGAAUCAAUGGAGGUGGAAACGUAAGCACUAGUGGCGUUGGGAACAUUCUGGCAAAAUAUAGAUCAAAAAAUUUAGAUUUAGCAACUAAUGCUGUUGGCCCUAGUGAUGAUUUAGUACGGCACGGUGACAGACUUGACUACAGCACUAACGAGCGAGGAACUGAGCUUUGUAGGUCUCUUUCGGAAGAAAUCAAUGAACGCUUUGGAGUUAGCACUAACGUUGUGGUUGGAUUUCGAGGAUAUAGCGAAUUUGGCGAUGAUGAAGAUGGGCAUGGUACCAGUAAUAGCGGAGUAGUUCCGCGAGGAUUUUUCGAUGAUGUUUAAUAUAGUUUGUACUAACAAAAAACAUUUUAGAUUUAGGCAAAGUGAUAAUUAAUUUAGAGCUUCACACCUGUCCCUUUUACAUUAAUCCAAUUAAGUUUUAAGCUAUUUUAGUAGUUUCAAAAUAAAACUUUAGACGGUAGAAAAUGCAUAAAUAAAAUAAAACAAAAGUGUAAUCAAUCUUGUAAAACACGUAUUCAGUGAACAGAAAAUAUAA
Messenger RNA from Sabethes cyaneus, 2452 nucleotides. RefSeq names its product LMBR1 domain-containing protein 2 homolog. NCBI's taxonomy places the organism in Eukaryota, Metazoa, Arthropoda, Insecta, Diptera, Culicidae. The coding region runs from base 121 to 2238 and encodes 705 amino acids. The transcript is spliced from 3 exons. The record is from RefSeq and is a predicted model, not a curated record. Gene Ontology annotation, cellular component: membrane.